Messenger RNA from Lactuca saligna, 1425 nucleotides. NCBI's taxonomy places the organism in Eukaryota, Viridiplantae, Streptophyta, Magnoliopsida, Asterales, Asteraceae. The record is from the annotation of a GenBank genome assembly.
AUUAGAUAUUUGUCUUUUCACUUUUAUAAAUCAUGCUCCGCUGUUUCAUUAAAACCUACUUAACCCUAGGAAGCGAGUAUAGCAAAAAUUAUAACCCAAAAUUUAGAAAACACAUACCUGAAAAAAACAGUGUCUCCCAAAUGGGUGUGCCCGAUUGAUUUUGAUGGGUGUUUGAGUAAAAUAUUGUGUGCUUGGAAACGUAUAAAUGCGAUGUGGAUUCAGAGAAGAAUGGUUGAAUCGACAUAGGGAUAAGUUGCGUCGUUUUGAAGGUGGGUUUCAAGAAGAGCACAUUUCGUCAUGUCGACGAACAAAGGAUUCUAGGUGAACCGAUGCUAAAUCAAAUUCAUACGGUUCCAACACCGGUUCGUAACCCAUCCGCCUAUCGACGAAAUUUAACUUUACGUGAUUACGUCGACUCAAUCCUUGUUCGCUUCACCUUCAACGCCCGCCCUUCUGCAAAUCGAUCCACCGAUUCCCCAUCUCCUCCAAAAAAACGUACGGCUUAAUCCCCAAUAGGAAAUCCGACAUAUUAUCCCAAAAAAAACGAAGGUAGGAUGGGACACAUGGCAUAUUUCAUUAUCAGACUUCUCUCUUUAUAGUUGUUGGAUCUUCUGAUGGUGAUGGGAGGGGCAAUAUGCUUUUCAUGUAGCAGAUGAAUCAUUCCUUACAUGUGACACAUUUUCUUCCACCGAACCUCUCUGAAUCCCUUUGUGUUAUUUUGGUUAUGUGGGACCUCUGAUGUGUUAAAAAAAGUGAUAGUUGAUGCAGAAUUCAUGCCAUAAUGUUGAAAUUUCUUGAUGCUAAGUCAUUUGGGUCACAAAACAAGGUGCUUUGAAACCUAAGACAGAAGAAAUGAAGGAGCAAAAAAGAAGAUGCACAUAUAUGUGAUUCAAAUACGCAUGGGAUCAAGGUCAAGUAUGUACUUGACAAAAGAAAAGGAGUUAUCAAGUCAAAAGGAUGCAAUCAACUUUGAUCAAUUGUCGGUGGAUCUUCUUAGGGAUCAAAACUUGCUUCAUUUCAAGGUCAUCACCAUUGGAUUUGAAUUCAAUGAAAUGUUGAUUGAAGAUGAGAAGAUUGCAAGCAAUGGAAAUUUUACAAAUAAAGUAAACAAGGUUCAAUACGAUUGCGGAUGGAAAAAAUUGAUUACAGGAAUAUCUAGACGAUACUAUGCAGGUAACACCAACAACCAUGAAAGGUUGGGCGAGUUAGUUGCAUGGAGCAGUUGUACAAUAAUCUACUUGUUGGUCAUCAAGUCUUCAAUAUCGCAGAAGUGAACCUUAAGGACAAGUUAUUUUUGUAGCCCAUGACAUAUCACACUUUAAUGGCCUUUUGAUGCUCUUGUAUUUUUUAUGUUAAGUGUUUCUAAUAUAAUUAACUACUUUUUAUUAUACUAAUUAAUCUUCACAUGUUUUACAUUUAGAGGCG